GUAGAGAGAUGCCUUGGCAUUGGAAGCUCUCUGCAGCAUGCUGAGGAGACGUAACCUUCUUACCACGCUCCUGAUUGCCUUGCCAUGGGCUCUUCUCCUAACCUUGUGGCACCAGUACCCAACCACCCACUACCUCAGCCUGCUGAGAAAAGAGACAGAUGAGAACGUGACCUCUAAAGCUCUCCUCAAUGGUACAUCUGCACUGAGAGAAGAAGGCCUCCCAUCAUGCAUUCGGCAGCAGCAAAGCAUAGGGGCAAUGCCUAAAGUCAUCCAGAAUUAUGUGUACUCCAGGCCUCCCCCAUGGUCAGACACCCUGCCGACCAUCUUCGUUAUCACCCCUACCUACACCCGGCCAGUGCAAAAAGCUGAGCUGACCCGUCUGGCCAACACCUUCCUACACGUACAGAACCUGCACUGGGUGGUGGUGGAGGACUCGCCCCGCAGGACCAACCUGGUAUCCAACCUGCUGGAGAAGGCAGGGCUCAACUUCACCCACCUCAACGUGGAGACGCCCAAAAGUCUGAAGCUGGGCCUGUCCUGGAUCCCAUCCCACACCCCAAGGGGGACACUGCAGAGGAACCUGGGACUGCACUGGCUAAGGGACAGCUUCAGCAACACCACACCACCUGAAGGGGUAGUGUAUUUUGCCGAUGAUGAUAAUACCUACAGCCUGGAGCUAUUUGAAGAGAUGCGCUACACAAGGAGGGUGUCAGUCUGGCCAGUGGCUUUUGUUGGAGGGCUGCGAUAUGAAUCCCCAAAAGUGAGCCCAGCAGGGAAGGUGGUGGGCUGGAAAACCGUCUUUGACCCUAACCGGCCCUUUGCUAUUGACAUGGCUGGAUUUGCGAUCAGCAUCAAGCUGAUUUUGGAGAAGCCUCAGGCCAGUUUCAAGCUGGAGGGAGUUAAAGGAGGCUACCAGGAAACCAGUCUGCUGAAGGAUCUAGUGACUAUGGAUGGGCUGGAGCCCAAAGCAGCCAACUGCACAAAGGUGUUGGUCUGGCACACAAGAACUGAGAGGCCCACUCUGGUUAACGAAGGCAAGCGUGGAUUUACAGACCCCAGAGUAGAGGUGUAAGCAGAGAGCCAGCUCCAGGGUAGGCAGUGGGCAGUGAUUGUUCCUGAAGUUUGUCAGCAACCACAGCAGCUGCACGCCCUGCCUGUUCUGCCCAGCGUUCUGCUCCACCACCGGAGGAUGAUAAACACCCCCAAAUGUCACCAUGCCGAUCAGCUCCCACUGCCCAAAAGGUGGUAACAAGCAGGGACAGAGCUGAUGUGGUGCCCUGUGAUCCUACAGCUCUUUACCUUUGACUUCGUGCACUGGCUCCCUUCCCCACCUGGGAGAGGAGUGCUUCCCUUCCCCUGCGGGCUCUGUGUUUUUAACCAUUUGUUAAAAUUUAUUAGAUGCAAUCUCCAUUCUCGGCUGUGCCAGCGUAGUUGCUGAAGUCCAGGAUGGGUGCAGGUGCCUCGGAAGGUCUCUCCUGGAAUAUCAUAAAGCCUGAGCUUCAGCACAGCUGCUGCAAGCUGCAGUGGUUCAAGGACAGGAGCUGUCACAAAAGCACAAACGCAGACCUCUUGGCCUGAGGCUGGUAGGCUCCCAAAACAGCUUUAAAACAAAGCUAGCCUGAGAGAGGCUCUCCUUCUGAAGGAUGCACUCAUACCUACACGGAUCAGCCUUCAGUGUGGGAGAGAGAGCUUUGCUGAAGCACCUCAUUUGGGGUUUGGGAAUUCCAAAGGGAUCUGGUGCCUACGCCUCGGCUGAGAAUUUGAACUGCCCUCGCUUAAGGUUGUUUUGGAAAAUACCGGCCCAGAGCCCUCUGGAUAAAGUCCCUCUCUGGCUCAGGGAGAUCCAGCAGGUACCGUACCUCAAAGGGCAUGCCUCCAUGUCUCGCUGCAGAGACCAGAAAACAGGGGCAAAGAUGGGUGGACUUGGAAGUGGUGUACCUAGCCUGGAACCCUGCUGCAGCACCAUCGGGUGCUUCAGUAGCCUCGAAUCAUGUAUCCGGACUUGCUUCCUAGACCUCCAGAAGGGAAGACAAAUCUCUGAGGUGGAGGUGGGUGAGAAAUGCUCAGAGAAGAGGAACCCUCAGCCUGCGCUCAUCUCCUGUGAGAACAUCAAGGAAUGUGUAGAGAUACCAUCAGGAAACAUAUCUUGAGCACAUAGAUGACAACUGAAAUAGCAAAUGUGACAAGGUUUUCCAGUUGAACUUUGAAAAGCAUGUGUGGUGCUGCAAAGAGAGAGGAGGCAGUGUCAUGUGGAAGGGUUUCCCUUUCCCUCAAUAAAACAGGAAAACAGCCAGGUGGAAGGCAGCCCACAAAGGAGGAGGUGGCAAAUGAGGACCGAAGGAAGGAUGCACUGGAUUAAAAGCACAAGUGUUGGAACCAUGUGUGUGCGUGGGGAGUGGUGUCACUGUGACUUUUCCAGGAAGAUUCCUUGAACGACCCAGAAACCCCUCUGAGCACAUCUUGAAAACCAUCUUCACUCAGGCCAUGAGAAACAAGGCUUUAGGCAUUCAAAACACGUCGAGGAUUUCACAGCUGGGGGAAAUUUAUAAGCAGCUGAAUCAUCCCCCUCCAAGAAAUUCUGGACUGACAGGAAACUUAUUUAUUCGUUGAUUUAUUUAUACUAAAAUUCUUCUCUGCCUACUCCUUGUUUAGUUUUUGUUUUUAGCUUAGAUCACCUGACACAUUCAUGAAGAAAGAAUAUUUCCCCCCUCUCCCAGGAACGGUAGAGCUUGGAGUUCACGGAUGAAUGUCACAUGUUCUGUGCUCCCCAGGGUUUCUUUAAAAUGUUUUUUUAAACUGGCAAAAUAAUCAGAAACACAGCAAGGAGGGGAGUACAGCAAAGGGAAUUACAGCUCCUUUAUGCAAGAGAUGUGGGUGGUACUAAGUUUCUGGCUCCCGAGCAAUCAUAGCAAGGUAAAAACUUAUGCGAAGGAGUGCCUCACUCAGCAGAUAGUCCCCAUGGGAUCUUGAGAAGCCUCUGUGAAAGGGGCUCAUUGAAGGGUAUCUGAGAGAGGGAGUUGGUCCGUGUUCCCUCAAAUGGGGGAUAAGCAGCCACGCAUCCUACUGGAAGAGGGGGACUAAAAUACAGGAGGGAGGAGAAGAGGCAGCAAACAGAGAAAUGCAGCCUGCGUUUAGUGAGGUUUAGGCCAGGGCCCUUCUGGAUGAACACCCCCUGCGAGCACUAUAAGGCCACGCUGCCAGCCAUCUCAGCAUGGAGAAAUACUGAAUGGGACAUGAAAACAGUGUCUUCUCUGUGCCCUACAAAGGUCCUUACAGAGCAAGGGUCUGGCAUACUGGCACUGGAUAGCAUGAAGGAAGCCUGAUGUCCACCAAAUACUUUUCAUUCUCCAUUUGUCAGAGCUUUGUGUCCUGUCAUCUGCAGGAGGUUACAGGCCUUGCACUCCAGUGAGCUUUGCCAAUUCAUCCUGCCACCAGACAGGUGGGUUCAAUGCUUCCACCCAUCAUUAAGCCAAGAUUAAGUCCCCGUCUUUGUGGUUUCAAUGAAUGAGCAAGAACGAGAGAAUAAGAGAGUUGAUUUUUGAUCCUCCAUUUUCGCCUCUGAGAUGGGCAGGGUUUCUGCCCGUAUGAACAGGAGGGGAUAUGGUGAUAAAUUCCUUGGCCUUUAAUCUUGUGCAGGUCCUCUGUAGGGUUUUGGCACUGACAGUGGGUGUCUGUAGCAAAAAUCUAUUCCCAUUGCAAAGGAUACCCCCAUACACAUGAUUUUACAGAGUUGUUCUCUCUGCAUCCCUACAAGAAAGCAAAAUUAUUCCUGUUUUUCCCACUGGGGACCUGGAUUCCAGUGAUAUGCGCCACACUGUCAGUUCAGUGCCAGUCGGAGUCUGCUCUCAAGACCAGCCCUAUUGCACUGUCUCCAUUCUUGCCUCAGCCUGGCCCUGUGGAGAAGAGUUUCUGUGAAUCAAGAAAUUCUGUCAGUCACUAAACUGUGCAAGACCAAGACCUCGUAUGGACAGCAUGGAUGUACACAGCUGAUGCUCCAGGCUAGCAGACAUUUGGACCUGUUCAGCACAAAUACCCUUUUCCCUGUAGAGCAGCCUAAGGACUUCAGGGAAUGUGAAUGCAGUGAAUGCAAUGAGGGAAGCUGCAGUUCAAGCCUGAAGUAUUUAAACAAGAGAAGGCAUCCCAGCGCCUGGUUUUUACUAGCAUAUUAGUAUCUGAUAUUCAUGUUCUCUGAGAUUCAUCCAAUUCACCAACCAAUGAAUAUUACUAACAUUUCCUGUUGCAGAAGAUACUGUUGACGAAGGAAAGAGAAUGUCAAGAAAGUACUUUUUAAUGGCUAUUUAUUUAUAUUGAAUGGUACUAGAGCGUUAUUAAAUAUAAUGUGAAUAGUA
Molecule: messenger RNA, 4349 nt
Organism: Athene cunicularia (burrowing owl)
Lineage: Eukaryota; Metazoa; Chordata; Aves; Strigiformes; Strigidae
Product: galactosylgalactosylxylosylprotein 3-beta-glucuronosyltransferase 1-like
Exons: 5
Coding region: 38-1072 (344 amino acids)
Biological process (GO): carbohydrate metabolic process; chondroitin sulfate proteoglycan biosynthetic process
Cellular component (GO): Golgi membrane
Molecular function (GO): galactosylgalactosylxylosylprotein 3-beta-glucuronosyltransferase activity
Source: RefSeq, a predicted model, not a curated record